Molecule: messenger RNA, 1276 nt
Organism: Coniophora puteana RWD-64-598 SS2
Lineage: Eukaryota; Fungi; Basidiomycota; Agaricomycetes; Boletales; Coniophoraceae
Product: serine threonine protein phosphatase
Exons: 8
Coding region: 57-974 (305 amino acids)
Biological process (GO): peptidyl-serine dephosphorylation; double-strand break repair via homologous recombination
Cellular component (GO): nucleus; cytoplasm
Molecular function (GO): protein serine/threonine phosphatase activity
Source: RefSeq, a predicted model, not a curated record
CCUGUCCCCCGUAUCAUAUCACUCGCACACCUCACACACAGCAGCACGUAAAGACAAUGCCUAGCGACCUCGACCGGCAAAUAGAGCAGCUGAAGCGGUGCGAGCCCAUAUCCGAGGAGCAGGUCAAGCGGCUGUGCUUCAAGGCGCGCGAGAUCCUGGUGGAGGAGGCGAACGUCCAAGUCGUGGACUCGCCCGUGACGAUAUGCGGUGACAUCCAUGGCCAGUUUUUCGAUCUCAUGGAACUGUUCAAAGUGGGCGGACAUUGUCCUGAGACAAACUAUCUCUUCAUGGGCGACUUCGUGGACCGCGGAUUUUACAGCGUUGAGACAUUCCUGCUUCUCCUUGCACUCAAAGUACGAUACCCCGAGCGGAUCACACUCAUUCGUGGCAACCACGAGUCGCGGCAGAUUACGCAAGUGUAUGGCUUCUAUGACGAGUGCCAACGCAAGUACGGCAGUAGCAACGUCUGGAGGUGGUGCUGCGAGAUCUUUGACUACCUUGCCCUCGGUGCUAUUGUCGACGGGCGUGUAUUCUGCGUUCACGGUGGGCUCAGUCCAAAUUUGCAGGCUAUCGACCAAAUCCGCGCUAUAGACCGAAAGCAGGAGGUCCCGCACGACGGACCCAUGUGUGAUUUACUUUGGUCAGACCCAGAUGAUAUCAAAGGAUGGGGCCUAUCUCCGCGGGGAGCAGGCUUCCUGUUCGGCGCUGACAUCACCAAGAUGUUCGCUCACCACAACUCGAUCGACCUCAUUGCGCGGGCACACCAACUGGCGAUGGAGGGCUACAAGCUCAUGUUCGACCGGACGAUCGUAACUGUAUGGAGUGCACCCAACUACUGUUAUCGAUGCGGCAACGUUGCGUCUAUUCUUGAGCUGGACGAGCAUCUCGGGCAAGAAUACAAGGUUUUUGCACACGCACCUUCGGAUGUCCGUUCGAUUCCAACAAAACGACCGCCCGCCGACUACUUCCUGUGAGCACGGGGCUGUGGCUCGACGAGUCUCACAGCGGUGGGUCCAUCAGAAGCGACAGAAGGCAAUGCGAAUUCUCGUCCGAGGCCGAGGGCCAAGUUUGCAGAGAGCAGGACACCAAUUUUCAGUAACUAUUUGCGUCGGUCUCUAUGCUAGUCCAGUUUUGGGGACCACAAAAGUUGGACAAGAAACACGAGGUUUCGACGGCCUUCUCACGCUUCGGAGAGAUCAUAUUGCAGCGGCGAGGCUAGAAGGCACACGGCGGGGCGUGUUUGGGAACAUAUCCAUAUCGCGGAAGAUUUUGAUGA